Molecule: messenger RNA, 1666 nt
Organism: Helicoverpa zea (corn earworm)
Lineage: Eukaryota; Metazoa; Arthropoda; Insecta; Lepidoptera; Noctuidae
Gene: Amun
Exons: 6
Coding region: 112-1116 (334 amino acids)
Source: RefSeq, a predicted model, not a curated record
GAUGGCGGCGAGUGGGGAGAGGGCGCCCAGUUGGCCAGGUGCUGCCGCCGCGUCGAGUUCGGCGCUAUAGCUAAACUAAAUACGCAGUGUUGUACAUUUAGAACGUUCACAAUGGCUACCGCGAAAGACACGUCUACUUUCUUUCUGGAGGCAGAUGCAAAAGAUUUUGACAGUGUUUUAAAGUUAUACCCACAAGCGAUUAAACUAAAAGCUGAACUGAAAACAAAGAAACCCGAUGAGCUCAUAAAAUUGGACAAUUGGUACCAGAAUGAAUUACCAAAGAAGAUUAAAUCCAGAGGCAAGGACGCGCACAUGGUUCACGAAGAGCUGGUACAACUCAUGAAAUGGAAACAAGCGAGAGGAAAAUUUUAUCCACAAUUAUCAUAUCUGAUAAAAGUUAACACGCCGAGGGCUGUAAUGGCAGAGACGAAGAAGGCGUUCCGAAAGCUGCCAAACAUUGAGUCAGCGAUGGCGGCGUUAAGUAAUCUGAAGGGGGUGGGUACCGCUACCGCGUCAGCUUUACUGGCGGCUGCCAGCCCAGACAUCGCUCCCUUCAUGGCCGACGAAUGUGUACAGGCGAUCCCAGAAAUGGAAGGAAGUGACUACACUGCCAAGGAAUACCUCAAUUUUGUAAACCAUAUAAGGAAAGUCUGUGAUAGGUUAAAUAAGGAACAAAACGGCUGUGGCAACAAGUUUUCCCCGCACAUGGUGGAGCUAGCGUUAUGGACGCACCACAUAGUGUCGGACUUACAGCCAGAACUGCUGGGUAAGGAGCCCCGGACCGCGGCGCCGGCUAACGGCGGCUCCCCCCUGCCCAGCGACGAGAGCAACCUCGAACCACCCUCCACUAAUGGCAACGGUAAAUUAGGUGCAGACUCAGUGAACGAGGACACGACGACGUCGUGCACAGAGGACUCCAUGGACGCGAAGGCGGCGUCCCCCGCGACCCCCGCCACUCCCGCCUCCCCCUCCGACAACUCCGACUCCGCCUUCAGUACGCCGCGCGCCAAACGGCAAAUAGAGGAGGCGAGCUCAGCAGAAGAGAACUCCUUGGGUGACUCAUCAGACGCGUCCGCGCUACCUAUCGCUAAGAAACUUCGAAAAGCUACACACUGACAUCCGCGCACUCCCACCAAGCGACCCUCGUGCGCCUAUAAAUAGCUUUCUAGACUAAAAUAUUGUACCUAGGUAAUUUAUUUUUCAAUUCCGAUUAAUUUUAACUUAGCGUUAAGUUUAAGAAUACCGGUCGAUUUUGUAAGUUUUAUAGGGUAUCGAUAUUUGGGCGCGUACCGAGUGGUCGGACGCGCUCGGGAGAAUGAGAUUGUACAAUAUGUCGAUGUGAGUGUAUCCUCGGACUGGCCCACGAGGGGCCUAGCGUUAGGUUUCGUUUGUAAUAAUUUUAACGUUCGAACGUUCGCAUCCAGCGUGACAUUCCAAUAAUUGUAAAGUAUCGGCGGCGAGGGCGCAGGGCCGUCGCCGCGGAGAGAUCCGGACCAGAUGCCUUGACGAGGCCGCCAGGCCGCCAUUCACACCAUUGCCUUAUGACACAGUCUGCCCGCAGAGUUUAUAUGCAACAAGAUAAUACAAAGGUCGUGUUACCCGGGCGCCGGGCACACGGGCCCACAUGUAGUUUUUAUUGAACAAAUAUAAGAUAUUAAUUUUAUAA